This is a messenger RNA of Metarhizium robertsii ARSEF 23, 2283 nucleotides long. RefSeq lists its product as uncharacterized. The record is from RefSeq and is a predicted model, not a curated record. The transcript is spliced from 4 exons. The coding region runs from base 1 to 2283 and encodes 760 amino acids. Lineage: Eukaryota; Fungi; Ascomycota; Sordariomycetes; Hypocreales; Clavicipitaceae.
AUGGCCGGAAACCACGAUGUCGCAGAGCCUUCCACGAAGCGCCGCAAAACGAAUCCAGUACCGGUCAGCCUCGCACUUGAUAUAGGAACCAGUGGCACCAGGGCGUCUAUUACGUGGAGUAAUAAAACUAGGAAUGUACCAAUGGGCUACAGAACCGAUCACGACGGCAAAUCGGCGCCAUAUUACUCGUUCUCCACGGCCAUGAUAUCCACGCCGGAUGGCUUGGAACUCGCGGGGCUUCGCCCAAUUUCUGAAUACGGAGAGGAGCAUUACGGGCUCAAGGAAUCGUUGGAUGACAGAUUGUGCAGUGAGGGAGGACCUGGUAAAGACUUCCGGGAUUUUUGCGCCAAGCGCGGAACCGACCAUUGGAAGGCUCUCCGUCUACUUCUACGAGACCGGUGGCGCUACAUAAACAAUCAGAUUCGGAAGAUGCUUGUAAAUGUCGAAUUUGAAAUAACGGAGGUGGUGUUCACCGUACCCGCGGCUCAAGCUUCCGACGACCUUUUGGAAGGUGAGACAUUCGGAAGGGACAUACAAGCGGGGAUGACGCGGUGCGCCAUCGAGGCAGGAAUUCCAGAAAAUGUAAUCGCGCCUUUUCGAACGGAACCCGAGGCAAUCGCAUCCUACGUGGCGUCUCGUGAUGCAAAGCCGGUUAAAAGCAGGCGAAGAAAAAACCCGCAAUAUGACGAACCUCGUAUAGAAAUUGUAUUGGACAUGGGCGCUGGAACUACGGACGUAGCUACCUAUCUUGUCUUCGAAGGACGUGCAAUUCUGCUUAGGAAACCUGAUGGCCGCAGCGUUGGCAUAGGCAGAUUGUGGCAUCUAUGGGAGCGGGAGUGCCAGAGUUGGGUGACUGACGCGAACCCAUGGAAAGAUAUUUCUCGCGACUUAAGAUACCAUGUCCAUGAAAUGCCUGAAGGCUGUAGCGACUUCAAGCGAGGUGACAAGACGAUUCGGGCGAGCGACUUCCAAAACGACCUUAACGACUGCUGUGACGAAGCGCUCAAGCUGUUGGAGACCGAACUCUGGUCCGUUGAUGAAGCAAAGACUGACAGACUGAGGACUGUAAGACUUCAUGGUGCUGCACUGUCGAAUCCUCAUAUUAAAUCUUAUUUCCUGAAGAGCCUUGACAGCAUCUGCAUCAGGAUGAGAGAAGGAGGUCGCAAAGCCGAGUUCGAGGUGGACAUCCUCGACCGGAAGGAAGAUGAGGACGAAAUGAAUGACGGCGGAUAUUUUGUAGAGACAUGCCAAAGCGAAGACCAACUUUGCAAAUCGAGCAUGAGACGGGGGAAAGCAGUCUUCUCAAAGAAUCCUUUGCCAGGGUUUAGAAGGGCAGUCGUUGGCGUCAUGACGACGCUGCCUGUGCGUUCCGAUGCUCCUAUCGUUGUUGGGGAGGCACCGUUACAGAAGGCCGUCCUAGAGUUGAAGGCCCCUGGUAAACUCGAGGUAGAGUCCGGAUACGAGCAGAUGACCGUGGCGACUGAGCCAGACGAUUUCUGGAUAGAGCUACAAGAGCUCCUGCACCUGGAUAAGCCGCUUGAAGGCAAGGUUAGCGACAACACGGGACGUCCGUACUGGUCAGACGAGUACGCCAUGCCCAUGGGUCCCCAAAAGUUCGACCUGACAGGGCUCAGGUCCACAGGCGACAAGGUUUGGGUGAAGUUAAUACGCGAAGCGUCGACUCUGUAUAUCCUUGAAGUCAAUUGUGGGGAUGAGAACCCGCGUGAUGAGAAGGCAGCGGAUGGACAAGCGAUCCGGAGGCGAUUGAAACUUUGCAAAGAUGGAGAGAUGGAGAUUUUCGACGUUGCAAGUGAUGAAGACAAAGCCGAUGAACAUACAAACGUAUCAAGACCCGUCAAUGGGCAGGGGACGAGGUCUGACGGUUUGGAUAAAGCCAUGUGGAAUGGUCGGGCGGGUUCGACGCGCUAUCCUUUGCGAUCAAAAGGCGCCACUGACGUCUUGUCAGGACAACAGCAAACGGCCCCUGAAGCCGGCUCACCAGUUCUAGGGAUUGAUGCUCAACAACUAUUGCCCAUCGGCAAAAUGGUCAGCCAGAGUGAACAACUCAACCAUGAUCCGUACGGAGUCCCCUCAGACGGCGAGCAAGCGGUCCCUCGUACUCCAGCAGCCCCUCCAGCAGCCCGUACUCCUCUACCUUUACGAAAGCCGGCUCUCACGGCGCCACCAACAGAGGUCCUUCGUACCCCGUCACCUCCAAAAAGUACGGCUCGUACAUUUACAAAAAAGAUCAGCGUUCUUCAUCUGCUUGGCCCAAGCACAUAG